AUGAGUGUUCGAUAUUGUGACAUCGAUCUAGAGCACAAAAAAUUGCCACCGGUGUAUGGUUAUCUCAGUUCACCACUGGUGUCACUGGAAGUCUCACUUGAGAAAAUAAUACCAUUCAUCGAUAAUCUACAACGCUAUAUUAAAAUCGCUAAACAGCACUGUCAUUCCUCCGACCAUCUAACAAAAGAGGAAUCAGCUGCCUUGUAUUUGUACACGUUGGAGUUUGGUGAUCAAAGCUUUUAUCGCGUAUUGAACAAAGCAUUACGAGAUGAAAAUCGUGCAGCAUUAAAACCAUGGUUUCCGUACUUGAAACUGCUGGACACUGCUCUUAACAAACUACCGUCUAAGAAGCUACCAUUAUGGCGUGGCGUCGAUGCUGACGUGAGUAGGAGCUUUCAACAAGGACAACUAGUAACAUGGUGGUCAGUUAAUUCCUGUUCUUCAUCGGUUAAUGCCAUCAAGGACUUUCUAGGCACUGAUAGUACAUUGUUCAUGAUCAAAGCAUUGAACGGAAAGAACAUUUCAGCUUACACUUGCAAUACAAACGAGAACGAAUUUGUGCUGAUGCCCGGAACGAGACUGGAGGUCGUGAGUGGGGGGCUUGAUCACUCUAAUGGCUUGCACAUCGUGUACCUGCGCGAAGUUGACGAUGAUGAUGAAUCAAUGAGCGCUUCAGUAUCGUCACUCAAAUUAAAUGAGGCAACAAGUACCGGUUUAUCGUCAAUAGUGGUGAAGAAGAAAGUGAUCUUAGCUGAUAGUGGCAGCUAUGAAGGUGAUACUGUCGCCGAUGUGCCAAACGGCAGAGGUGUAUGUGCAUGGGCCACCGGUACGCAUUAUACUGGGGGAUGGCAAGAUGGCAAAAUGCACGGUCAAGGAAUUCAAACCUGGGGCAGAGAUACGAAAUGGUAUGGAGAUGGAUAUGAUGGCGAGUACAAAAAUGGCAAAAAGCACGGUCGAGGAAACUACACAUAUGCGAAUGGGGACAGGUAUGAGGGUGAGUACAAAGAUGGCAAAAGACACGGCCGAGGAAUCCAAACCUGGGGCAAAGAUACGAAAUGGUUCGGAGAUCUAUAUGAUGGCGAGUACGAAGAUGGCAAAAAGCACGGUCGAGGAAUUUACACAUAUGCGAAUGGGGACAGGUAUGAGGGCGAGUACAAAGAUGACAAAAAGCACGAUCGAGGAAUUUACACAUAUGCGAAUGGGAACAGGUAUGAUGUGGAGUACAACAAUGGUGAACGAAUUUCGGAGAAGCGUCUGACUGAUUGUGGCGUCCUAUCUCAUGCAUAA
Messenger RNA from Didymodactylos carnosus, 1287 nucleotides. Lineage: Eukaryota; Metazoa; Rotifera; Eurotatoria; Philodinida; Philodinidae. The record is from the annotation of a GenBank genome assembly.